Ailuropoda melanoleuca (giant panda) is the source of this 1416-nucleotide messenger RNA. It is a transcript of the gene CCDC184, whose product is annotated as coiled-coil domain containing 184. The transcript has a single exon. The record is from RefSeq and is a predicted model, not a curated record. Bases 474 to 1061 code for a protein of 195 amino acids. Lineage: Eukaryota; Metazoa; Chordata; Mammalia; Carnivora; Ursidae. Gene Ontology annotation, cellular component: cytoplasm.
CCUGCCACUCCAACCACACUCGCGGGCGCUGCCUGUUAAGGGCCGGGGGUAGUCCCGAGCGGUACCCACUGCUGGUCUCCACCCAGGCCCCUCCGCGAGCGCUUCUGUGAUCCAGAGAACCCGCGGGCACUUGCAGCUUGUGGCGCCCGGAGGGCGGCGCUGACACGGGCGCAAUUCAGGAGGCGAGGCAGGUCUGGGCGCUUUCGCGCCGGGGCAAGCCGGAGAGUCGCCGGCCUGGGACUCUCGCCGAGUCCUCGUCCCGCCGGCUCUUCCCGGCCUCCCCCGAUCCUGCCCGCGCCCUUCGCCGGGGACUCAUCUCCUCACGUCGGCUCCCCGCCCCUCUCGGGAGCCUCCUCUUCCCUCGGCUCCUCCCCGCCCCCCCGGGGACCUCUCCCCUAUCCCCGUCCCUCCCCCCACCCCGGACGCCGGGCUGGACCGGACCCAGAGCCGCCAACGCCCGCUUCUGCCGUUCAAUGGAGGACGGUCCGCUGGAGAUCAUGACCAAGGACGGCGGCGACAUGCCGGCACCUCUGGAGGUGUCCACCGUGCCGGCCGUGGGGGACGUGAUCUCCGGGGAGUACAACGGCGGCAUGAAGGAACUGAUGGAGCACCUGAAGGCCCAGCUGCAGGCCCUGUUUGAGGACGUGAGGGCCAUGCGGGGGGCCCUGGACGAGCAGGCCUCGCACAUCCAGGUGCUCUCGGACGACGUGUGCGCCAACCAGCGGGCCAUCGUCUCCAUGUGCCAGAUUAUGACCACGGCGCCCCGCCAGGGCGGUCUGGGCGUGGUUGGCGGCAAGGGGAGCUUCCCGGGUGCCCCCCAAGAGCCGGAGACCCCUUCGCCUGGAAUCGGGGACAGCGGUUUGCUGGGUCGCGAUCCUGAGGACGAGGACGACGAUGAAGAAGAGGAGAAGGAGAUGCCCAGCUCCGCCACACCCACUAGUCACUGUGAGCGCCCCGAGAGCCCCUGUGCCGGUCUCCUUGGGGGGGACGGGCCACUUGUGGAGCCCCUCGAUCUGCCCGACAUUACCCUGCUGCAGCUGGAGGGCGAGGCCUCUCUGUGAGGGGACUCCGAGGGGGCACUACUUUCCCGGGCAGGCUCUGGGUUUCCGAGUGCAUGACGCGAGGGGACUGAACGGUGCGGUGCAGCAUGCUUCACUCUGACCGCUGCUCUUGUGGGUCAGGCAGAGAGACUCCCUCGAGAAACGAUUUAUAGGGUGAAGGACUUUGGGAGCACCAAGAAUUCUUUCUGCCUAACCAAGGGAGACAUAGCAAACUGCGGAAAGGUGAGGUUCCGGGAGAGGAAGCGCCCAUCUCUGGACUCCCAUCCACCCCCUACCCUGCCCAUUCCCCCUCCCCAGCCAACAGGAGAACCCCUGAAUUGUGUAAAUAAAAUUCUGCUUUUUCUAUUCUGAAAAA